GAAGAGGAGAAGCUGUGAUCUUUUCCUGUUUAGAUGUUGCAGUGACGGAUCUGUCUUUCUCUCUGUCUCCACACUGACUGUGCUCAUUGCAUUCUCUGUGCCUCUCUGUGCCAUCCCUCUGGACUGAUUGUUCCUCCAUGUCUGUGCUGCAGCUCAAAUGGGAGACAUAAGUGCUGUGGCUGUCUGGCACGUGAACACACGCGGCAGGUCUCUGUGGCUGGCCAUCCCAGGCACGGGAUGCUGAACUGCAGCCGUGAGGGCUUGUUUGAGCUGGGCAGGCAGCUCCAGCAGGAAGGGGACUCCCAAGCUGCUCUGCACUGCUUCCUGAGCUGCCUGCUAGGACUCACACAGGUGCAGAGCUUCCACUCGCUACCCAACUGCCUGCAUCAGAUUGCUGAACUCUACAUUGAUGAGAAGAACUAUGGGAAAGCUCUGCAGUUCAUCCAAGCAGAGAAGAUGUUCUAUGAAGUGGCAUUGAUCGAGCUCACCUCGCUGCAUAGGAGCACAGGGUGUCGGGAAGACAAAUCGCUGGGUACAUCAGGAUGUCUGUCUCAAGAGGAGUUAUCAGAACAGACUUCACAGGCCCAGGAUCUUGAGAGACUGGCUCAGCUCUGCAUCAUGAGCAAGAGACCCCAUCUUGCUUUAGAGUACAGUGGCAAGGCCACUAAAAUCCACCAGCGGGCUUUUGGUAACAAUCACCCCAUCACAGCCAGGAGUCUGGAGCUGCUAGCCACUGUCUAUGCUGAGAUUGGCAAAACAGAAUAUACUGAUUCUUUGGGGGAGUGUGUGUCGACACUUUCGAAGAGGUUCUCUGCCACAGAGUCAUUUAGCGAUGCUCUAAGUGGCAUCUCUCAUAGCUAUAGGGAUAAAUACACUGAGCUACGGCACAGAAAAGAGCCAUACAUACAUCAGGAAACUCUUCAAACUAAUGUCAUAAGUAAAAAGCUGCCCACUUCUAUCCUGAAAAGGUCCUGUGUGAGCAGUGUGGAGUCAGACUCAUCACGCAGACGGAAAACUGAGAGGCGUGUUCGCUUCAGAGAGCCGGAAAUCACUGUUCACGACAUUCCGUACUAUGACUGUUUAGGACUGUAUGACAAACCCCAGAGCCAUUUGCAUCUGGCUCUGCUCAGCUGCCUGUUCCUGCUGCUGUCAGCACUGGGUCUAGCGUUGUAUUGCACAGACCGCAGAAGACCCCAGCGUGCCUGUGAGGAGCUGCAGACUGCACUGGCUGUCUACCUUCUGCAAUUCAAACAGAUCAUCUGGGCCUGCUGGAUCUGGCUGACCAUGCAAUGACCAUAACAGACCACACGGCGCAGCAAAGUGUCUAAACUCAGGCAAUGCAUUGGAAAUGUUACGUGUCACCUUGUGGCAAAGAGAAAACAUGACAGGUCAGGGUGAUAUACUGAAGAAUGGACAGAUGAAGAAAUAAGGGGUUGAUUUUUUUAUUUAUUUAUUUAUUUUAGUGCUUGAAACACUAAAAAAAGUGAGACUGGCCACCAGUCGAUGUCUUUGAGGAUGUUCAACAUCCACCUCUUUUGUUUUUCUAGUUGAUCAAAGGCCAUGAGCUUUUUCACGCCAUUAAGUUGGUGUGUGUUUUUGCCCUAUAUGGUGGCAGAGUUAAUGCCACAUCCUCAUUAUAAGAAGCCGUAUAUAAUCCAUGUUCUCCAUAUGUAGCUCUUUGUCCUUGUAGCAGUUCUGGGCAAUUUGUGUUUUAAUAUUAUUAUUACUAAUAGUCAUUUCGAAAAAUGCUUGAUGGUCCAAAGAAUACAAUCAACAAAAAAGAUAAACUUCUCUGAAUAUUAGCGAAUAAAACUCCUCUGAACUAUAAAAGACAUACAGAGAACGCAAUGAAAUCCAUCUGUCAGAGUAAGAGCCCGACUGAUAUUUUCAUAGGUCAGAACUAUCAGUCAAAAUAGGCAUGCAAGACAUGGGCUUUGAUAAUGAAAACUAAAUUAAUAAUUGUACCGUAGAAGACAUAUAUACAUGUAUUAUGCAUGUAACAGUGUUUACAUGCAUAAUUCCAUGUGUAUUUUUACAAAAAGUUACAUCCAAAAACCAUUUGGACACAUGCAUACUGCAUGCAUUGAAAGAAUGCUUCAGCAAGUGCAUGGCUGGAUCAACUUCUGUACAUGCUGCUCUUUGUGAUUCUUGCCGCAUAAGUGCAAUACGUAAUUUCCAUGAUGAAAUAUUUGCACAUGCUUUAAAUGAAUGCUUGCCAAUAUUCAUCCUAGAACAAAGAAUGUUUCGUAUCCAAAAUCGAUUGCUUCAGAGGCACACUCACUGUGUUCUUUGCUGAAUUUGUGUAUACACAUUUUUUAUUGUGUAUAUUCUUUUGUUUAAGAGAUAUAAAUAACUCCCCAAAAAGGGCUUUCUUGGGUCCAUGAAUGAUGCACUGAUGCAAGGUAUUAGAUUCAGGAAGCAGGCAAUAGGUUUAUACAUCCAAGAAAUGCUUUAUUUUCACACCAGCUUAAAAAAAAAAAAAAGAAAGAAAAAGAAAUCUUAAUAUAUAGCUUUUGGCACAAUACUUUUUAUUCCUUUUAAAUAUCAGCAUUGUAUUGGACCUAAAAUCAGUUAGGCUCUGUUUAAAUUGUAUUCUCUGUAUGGGAACCAAUGAUAAAUUAUUCAUUAUAAAUUAUGCUUUUUAUGUCAAAUAAUAUUUUAUUUAUUCUGUCAUUUUACUUUUAAAGCAUUUGCUCUAGGUAAUGUGGUUGAAUGUGUCUGUGGAAUGCAAGACAAUACUAUUUAUUUUACUAAUAAUCAGAUAAGUAAAAAUAUGAAUUUUAUGCAUUUAUCAAACAUGUAUAUAAAAAAAUGACACUAAACAUUGUUAAUGUUGUGAAAAAAUAAAUACUGGCACAGUGUCUACACCUUUAGCAUUUAUCUAGUUUACGACUUCAAAUGAAGGGCAAAGCUGUUACGUUAAGCACAAAUGUUUCCAUCUUCUACUGUUUCAAGGAUAAGUUGGCCAUAUUUUGUGUCAUGCACUGCCACGUUUAACUGGCAAAUGAAAGAAUGCCAUUUUAAAUAGCUGAUUACUUUAUUAUUCUUGCAACAAUUGAGUUUAUAUUUUACAUGAACCUGUACCAGCAUCUUGGCAUAAGUCCAAUAAUGGUGCAUUCAUUUGUUUUACUGUUUUAAUUUCUUUAUAUGUAUAUAUCUCAUAUAAAUCAAGUUGAAAACAUUUAGCCUUUUAAUCUUCCUUUCUAUCAGCAGCUGUUCGGAAUCUAUUUUCCUAGUCAAGCAUUUUCUAUCAAAUUAUGUCCAGUCUUUGUUUUUUGGUCUCAAUCACAAGACUGUUGCUUUCAGAGCUUUCACACUAAACCUAUUCUCCAAUGGCACGCAUGCAAGUAGACAUUCUUGUUGAUUCCCCUUGAUACAUUUUUUUUUUUUUCAACGAUUUCCCUUAAUCACAAAACUUUCUGACUGUCUCCCGCCUCAGUUUCAGAACUGUUAACUUUGUAUUUUGUUAUUACAUAGUUUAUUAGAGCGCUUGCUGGAACAUCAGCUUUGUCAAAUUUAACAUGUGGUCAUCCAAUUAUUUUUAUUUAUUUAUUUUUUUUCAUUAUAUUGAUUGAAUCUUUUCAUUGUAUUCGUUUCAUAUUAUAUUGUUAAAUUCCCUUUAUACGUGAUAAAGACAAGUGAUAUCGAGGAAUGAGAUUUUGUUGGCCGAUACAACAGUGGUCUUGGAUUUUAUAAUGACACCUAUUGAUGUGGAUGCAGCAUCACACAAAAGCAAAGGUUUUCAGUAAGCAAUGCCAUUGUAGAAAUAGCCUCUUCAUACACUGAUGUUUCUAAAUUGCUGAUUUGUGCACUCUUUGACUACACUUUGUUUUGAGUCAGUGCAAAAGGUGCACAAACAUGAAUAAACCAACUGUGAUCUGCAUCAAAUCACUUUGAGCUACUUGGGUGGAUAAAACCACCUGAAUAUAUCUGAAUAUGAAUAUAUAUACUCACUGAAUAGAGACCAUUUUCACAAGGGUAACUGUAUGUUAUUUAUAUGUACAGUAUAUGGUAUGACUGAUUAUUAUGCAACAUUUAUUUAAAAUCAAUCUUUUCUUCUGCAUAGCACACUUUAACGCUUACUAUACCUCGACAAAAGGGAAAUCAACAAAAUAUUUUGAAUAUGUUGAAACUCUAAUGGCGCUCUGAUGGUUUCUUUUGGACUAGCCAAUCUUUGAAGCAAUAAAAUUGCCCCAAGUGGAGUACAUGUUUGCUUUCUGUUCAUUUAUCCUCUAAUGUACAUUUGGUCAUAUUCAAUAGAGGUGCCUUUUUUUGAAAUUGUUUGCUUGUUAUAUUUUGUUCUUCCAAUAGGAGUGUCACCAAUCAAAACCAAUAAAAUUUACACCAAGUAAAA
This is a messenger RNA of Myxocyprinus asiaticus (Chinese sucker), 4354 nucleotides long. It is a transcript of the gene c17h14orf180, whose product is annotated as chromosome 17 C14orf180 homolog. Gene Ontology annotation, biological process: positive regulation of Golgi to plasma membrane protein transport. The record is from RefSeq and is a predicted model, not a curated record. The transcript is spliced from 10 exons. NCBI's taxonomy places the organism in Eukaryota, Metazoa, Chordata, Actinopteri, Cypriniformes, Catostomidae. Gene Ontology annotation, cellular component: plasma membrane; trans-Golgi network; transport vesicle. The coding region runs from base 238 to 1293 and encodes 351 amino acids. Gene Ontology annotation, molecular function: connexin binding.